Molecule: messenger RNA, 2052 nt
Organism: Ornithorhynchus anatinus (platypus)
Lineage: Eukaryota; Metazoa; Chordata; Mammalia; Monotremata; Ornithorhynchidae
Gene: KATNBL1
Product: katanin regulatory subunit B1 like 1
Exons: 10
Coding region: 228-1124 (298 amino acids)
Cellular component (GO): nucleolus
Molecular function (GO): microtubule binding
Source: RefSeq, a predicted model, not a curated record
CUCCCGGCAGGCUGUGCGGUGCCGUUUGAAUGGCGCCGGCUUGGGGCCUGCGGGAGGUCGGGUCCCACACCUUCUAGGGCGACGCCUCCCCGCCCGCCGGGACCCCACUUCCCCACGCACCCCACCGCCGCGCAUUCAGGCCCCGCAGCCCCCGCAGGACCCGCGCGCUGCUGCCGCCCUGGAGCCGAGGCGCCGCGGGACCAUGAGCCGCCGGGCCUUCUGGGAGUAUGGCAUCUGAACCUCAUCAUGACUGGAAACGGAACCCUCUGCAGGACGACCAUCUCCUUAGAAAAAGGGCCUCGCGAUUCCCUCGCAAGAUCAUGAAGGAGGGUAAGAGAGCUCCAAAACAGCUGGCUUCUUACACACACAGACCCGCCGGUCGAGCCGUGAGGAGCCCAAACAAAGCGCCCAAAGCGGGGAGCCACAGGAGAGGUCGUCGCCACUUUCCGAGCCCCCGUUCUAGAAAAGCGGCGUCGCCCGGGGGCGGGUCCCUUGUCAUGGCCAACAAGGAGAACGAGCUGGCCUGCGCGGGGCCCCUGGCCGACAAGCUGCGCCAGGACGGCCGGGCCCCGGGCCUCGGCCCCAGCGACUCGAGCGUGGCCCAGACCGAGAGCCCCUCGUCCAAAUAUAGCAGCUUUUUCUCUGAGGUGUCUCAGGACCACGAGACGAUGGCCCAGGUCCUCUUCAGUAGAAAUCUGCGACUGAAUGUAGCUUUAACCUUCUGGAGGAAGAGAAGUAUAAGUGAGCUGGUAGCCUACUUGGUGAGGAUCGAGGACCUCGGCGUGGUGGUGGACUGUCUCCCCGUGCUCACCAGCAGUCUGCAGGAAGAGAAACAAGCCGUCUCCCUGGGCUGCUGUGUGGAUCUGUUACCUCUGGUGAAAUCGUUGCUUAGGAGCAAAUUUGAAGAAUACGUGGUAGUCGGUCUCAACUGGCUCCAGGCGGUCAUAAAGCGGUGGUGGUCCGAGCUGUCCUCCGGGGCCGACGCGGCCGAGGACGGAAACGUGCAGAUUUUAAAGCAGCAACUGAGUGGAAUGUGGGAGCAGGAAAGCCACCUCACUCUGGUUCCAGGAUACACUGGUAAUAUAGCUAAGGAUGUCGAUGCGUAUUUAUUGCAGCUGCACUGAGGAGGCCCGGAGGCCGGGGGACCACCCGUCUGUUUCCAAUAUCCCUAGACCGCCCGGUCUCCGGAGACGCCUCUCCGGGGAGCUGCGAGCGGAGGAGGGGUCCGAGGCCACCCGCCGUUCCCCCCCCCCCCCGCCACCUCGGCUCCGCCCCCGGAGCCGCCGACGGACCGCGAACCGGCCGCCUCGCGUCGAAGCGGGGGAUGCCCGUCCGGGCCGGCUCCGACUUCGCCGAGGCGGCCGACGUGCGCUGUGAGAAGCGUCCACUCCUGCUGCCCCGGCCGUCGCUUCCGGGACGCCCCCGUGGACCUGGAAAUGCCCCGGAGGUGCGGCCGAGUCUCGCUGCGACCCUGAGCCUCGGCCGGGGGGCGGGGGGGCGGUCCCGCGGCCCACAUGGAAACGCAGGACCGGUCACGCGGGCGGAACCCCUCGGAGAGGCCCCCGCUCAGGCUGCGUCGCGCGGUGUGCCGCACCGGAGAACACUAGGUACGGCGUUGCUCCCGCCCCAUCCCGUCUGGAGAGGCACCGGGGCCGCUCUGUGUCCGGCGGGCGGCCUCGAUCGCUCGUGUCCGGCGGGAGAAAAGCCGGCGUCGGAGCCGCCGACCACCGCGCCCGAGCGUGCUCGGGCGGCGUCUGCGGCAUCGAGGCCCCUUCCGCGGUGCGGGGAGCGGGGGGAAGCCCGCUCCUCCCCAUCAGAAACGUGCCGACGGGAUUCUCUGGCCUCUGCCGCCGCCAGGACCCCGACCCUCCAAGUCCACGGCUGAGCGGGCGCUUGGAUGCCCGCAGUCUUGGCAAGCGCCCCUGCGGGAGGUGGCCGCCUUACAACCGGCCAUUUUUUUAUUACCGUAUUUGGAGUACUGCUAGUUUCUCCUCUGGAUCGUCUGAGCUACUUUGAGCUGAGUAAAUAUUUCUAUAUUUUUUCCUUUUCGAA